Messenger RNA from Ceutorhynchus assimilis (cabbage seed weevil), 2655 nucleotides. Lineage: Eukaryota; Metazoa; Arthropoda; Insecta; Coleoptera; Curculionidae. The record is from the annotation of a GenBank genome assembly.
CAACAUUUGUGUUUGUGUAGCUACUUGUUGUCCUACUGUAUCGGUUUUUCCAUUUUAAUUGUUUAGUUGGUUCUGUGAGUUUUAAUUAGUAGUAUAAAUAUCCGUUUGUAAUCCUAAUCAUGGAUGUAGCUGAUGUAAAUGCGGGGCACCGCCAGCACAGAGACGAAAUCGGUGUUCGAUGCCAAAAGUUGUUCCAGGAUUUCUUGGAGGAAUACAAGGAGGAUGGAGAUAUCAAAUACCUGGAAUCAGCAAAAGAGCUCGAAAACGAAGAACGGAGCAUCAUCGAAAUCAGCUUCGAAGAUGUGGAAAAAUAUAACCAAAACCUUGCCACCACAAUUAUUGAAGAAUAUUACCGAAUCUAUCCUUAUUUAUGCCAAGCAGUUGCAAAUUUUGUAAAAGACCGCACUGAAUUGAAGAAAGAAAAAGAAUGCUACAUUGCUUUCAUGGAUGUGCCCACGAGGCAUGUUGUCAGGGAAUUAAAGACGGAUAAAAUUGGUACACUCAUAAGGAUUUCCGGACAAGUUAUCAGGACACAUCCUGUACAUCCUGAACUGGUCACAGGUACUUUUUCUUGCUUAGAUUGCCAAACGGUUAUCAAAAAUGUUGAGCAACAGUUUAAAUACACAAAUCCAACAAUCUGCCGAAAUCCUGUUUGUAACAACAGAAGAAGAUUCAUGCUAAACAUAGACAAGUCAAAAUUUGUCGAUUUCCAAAAAGUAAGAAUCCAAGAAACUCAAGCAGAACUUCCUAGAGGUUGCGUCCCAAGGAGUGUUGAAGUUAUUCUAAGAGCUGAAAAUGUUGAAAGUGUACAAGCGGGUGACAGAUACGAUUUCACCGGAACUCUGAUAGUAGUGCCUGAUGUUGGAAGCAUGGCCUUACCAGGCGCCAAGGCUCAAAUGGCCUCAAAACACAGACAUGGGGAUGAUUCUGAAGGUGUUAGAGGCCUAAAAGCUUUGGGGGUUAGAGAUUUACAUUAUAGAAUGUCAUUUUUGGCUUGCAGCGUACAACCCACAAAUCCUAAAUUCGGAGGCAUUGAAAUGCCUUUGGGUGAUAUUACUCCUGAAAUUAUGAGACAACAAAUGACUGAAGGCGAGUGGAGGCAUAUGUAUGAAAUGUCUCAUGAUAAGAAUUUGUAUCAGAAUAUGAUUAAUAGUCUUUUUCCUAGUAUACACGGGAAUGAUGAGGUGAAAAAAGGAAUUUUGUUAAUGUUGUUUGGGGGAGUAUCAAAAACAACAAAGGAAGGUACCUCUUUGAGAGGGGACAUUAAUUGUUGUAUUGUUGGUGAUCCUAGUACAGCUAAGAGUCAGUUUUUGAAGCAGGUUUCUGAGUUCUCGCCAAGGGCUGUAUAUACUUCUGGUAAAGCCUCUACUGCUGCUGGUUUAACUGCUGCAGUAGUAAAAGAUGAAGAAUCUUCAGAUUUUGUUAUUGAAGCUGGAGCUCUUAUGUUGGCUGACAAUGGAGUGUGCUGUAUUGACGAAUUUGACAAAAUGGACCUUAGAGAUCAAGUUGCUAUUCACGAAGCUAUGGAACAACAGACCAUAUCAAUUGCCAAAGCAGGUGUUCGUGCUACUCUUAAUGCCCGAACUUCCAUUCUAGCAGCUGCCAACCCUAUAGGAGGACGUUAUGACAGAGCCAGAUCAUUACAACAAAAUAUUCAACUUUCUGCACCUAUCAUGUCCAGAUUUGAUUUGUUUUUCAUUUUAGUAGACGAGUGUAAUGAAGUUAUUGAUUAUGCUAUUGCAAGAAAAAUUGUCGAUUUACAUAGUAAUAUCGAGGAGAGUGUUGAAAAGGUGUAUUCUCGGCAAGAAGUACUUCAGUAUAUCAGCUUUGCGAGGAAAUUUAAGCCUAUUAUUAAUCCAGAAGCAGGAGAACUUCUGGUUAGUUACUACAAUCGUCUAAGACUCAGGGACAGCACAAGCUCAGGCAAAUCAACUUGGCGAAUCACUGUCCGACAACUAGAAAGUAUGAUUCGUCUCUCAGAAGCUAUGGCCCGUAUGGACAUUAAUGAUGAAGUACAACUCCGACAUGUCCGAGAAGCUUAUCGCUUACUCAACAAAUCAAUUAUAAGAGUAGAACAGCCUGAUAUUCACUUGGAAGGUGACAGGGACCAAUCGGUAAACGAUGAUCAGUUGAUGGAAGCGGAUGAAGAAAAUCCCGCAACUCCACAUGAACAACAGCCAGCUAAAAAGAAGAUGGUGGUUACUUUUGAGGAGUACAAAACUCUCAGUAAUAUGAUUGUGAUUUAUAUGAGGAAACACGAGAGCAUGGUCGAGGAGGAAGGUAAAGAAGGAUUGCACAGGAGUGACUUGAUUGAGUGGUAUCUGAAUCAAAUUGCCGAUCAAAUUGAAUCUGAAGAAGAAUUGAUUGAAAAGAAAGAUAUGAUGGAGAAAGUUUUGGAUAGGCUGAUUUAUCAUGAUCAAAUUAUUAUUUCUUUAACGAAAACAGGUCUUAAAGGCAAACCUCAGGAAGAGGAUGAAGAUGCAUUGUUAGUUGUCCAUCCAAAUUAUUUGAUAGACCAGUAGUACCUAAUUGUGUUUGAAACAUUAAUUUUAAUUAUUUUUUUUUAUUUACCUUUUAUUAUUUAAAUUUUUGUGGAAUAAUAGUUUUUUUAUAAUUAUUGGAGUUCGAUAAGAAAUAAAUAUGAGAUUCCAUGAA